Molecule: messenger RNA, 1982 nt
Organism: Caenorhabditis auriculariae
Lineage: Eukaryota; Metazoa; Nematoda; Chromadorea; Rhabditida; Rhabditidae
Source: the annotation of a GenBank genome assembly
AUGGCGUCGCUUGCCAAAAACCUCAAGAAUUUGACGCCGAACAUCCCACGCGCAAUUGUAACUUGGGAUAAGGUUAGAUUAAUUUUCUUUUUCUUUUUUACUUUUUCAUUUUUCAAGGCUGAGCGAAUCCGGAGAAAUGAGGAAAUCUUCAAAAAUCCAGAAAGCGUUGUUCAUCGUCUUCCUGAGCAUUACAAAAGGCGUUAUUGGGAAAUGAUCUUGUCCGACAGAAAACCCGUCCACUAUCAGUACUUUUAUUAUAUUUAGUUUUUGUUAUUCUUAAUAUGAAUUUUUUCAGGCUACCUACAGCGCGAUUUGCCUGGGAUCCUGUAAGAAAUGAGGAAAUUGAGUUGGAGAAUAAUCCUAUAAUCGGUAACUUCAAUUAAAAAGGUCAUUCUGUUAUCUUUGUUUUCAUCAAACUAGGUAUUCAUCCACCUGAAGCCGACGAAGGUCUUUGGGGUGGGGAACGUGUUGUGAAAGGAUGGAUUGAAUCAGCUCCUUACACCAAGAAAAAGAUUUUGCCUAGGUAACUGCUGGAAAUUAUGAAUUUGAUCAAAACAAUUACUUUUCAGAUACUGGGUUCCAAAGUUGUACUUUCCAAAUUUGAAAGAAGUUGUAUUGUAUUCAGAAAUCUUAGACAAAUACAUGCAGGUAUAAAUAUUCCGAAGGAAGUCCGCAAUUUUCGGAAACUUUCAGAUAACUGUGACAGAAAGAGCUCUGAGGCUGAUUGAUUCGCAUUUCGGUCUAGAUUAUUACAUUUUGGAAACGCCGGAAAUCGAUUUGGAUUCCAAGUUUGCUAAUAGGUUUUUUUAAAGUUUUUUAGAAAAGUUUGAAGUUUUUCAUUUUUUCAGACUGAAGCGGGAAAUGCUUUUGGCUCUUUCGAAACAGCUGUACUACCCUGAAGACCAAGAAAAAAAGGAUUAUAUCAAGCAAAAGUAGGUUUUCAAGCUUAACCAUAUAUUCUGUUGAUUUUUUUUUUUCUGAAAGUGCAGCUUCCAGAUUUUCUUGAAUCAUUUAAAAGAAGAAAGUCCGACUUUAAACUCAAUUUUGCGCAUUGUUUUGUUGAAUGUAGGAACUUUUUAAAAGUUAAUAAAAAAAGUUUUGAGGAUUAAAAGUGGAGCGAAAAGUUACGUCAGGAUGAAAAUCGGAAGUGAAAAAGCUAAGAAUAUAUGGCGAUUUUUGUUUAUUAGUUUUGAAAUUUUCUAGAAUGUUCUAACUAUUAAAUUCAAUUGAGGUACGCGUCUUUUGUGAUUCCGGAGGAGGAAGCCGAAUGGAUCGGAUUGGAUUUGAACGAGGCGGCCAGAAAACAGCAAGACAUUGAACAAAGCACCGCCGCCGAACCUCUCAAAUACAAGUUUGUUCAUUUUCUAGAUUAUUUUCCGAACGAUAAGAAUAAUUUGAGAACAAAAAGGAGAAAAUUUGGGCUGGUUAAGAAUAGAGAAAGUUGAAAUAACUUUUUUUUUUUUUCCUUUCAAAAAAAUGCUGGCUUUUUUUAGUAGUUUUUUUGUACUCCAAAAAAGAAACUCAUCUAUUCUCGCGUCUCUUCCGUUGACAAAAGCGAAUAUUACAAUGAAUCUCGAGAAAAAAAGGAACCUAAUUGUCAAUUUGGAACGAAAAAUGAAAUUUUUUUCAUCUAUUAAAUUCCAUAGAGAAUUCUUCUUUUUACCAUUCAUGACAAGACAGUUUCAAAUUUUGACUAAAAAUUUCAACUGGACUGGAAUUCAGCACGUUUGAUUAUUUAAGAACAUAAUAGCAUUUUGAGGAAACUGAUCAUGGAAUAAAAAGUGAUGAGCAUGGAUUUCUAUGGAUAUGGCUUCAGAUUUGAACGAGAGCUGGUGGAGCGGCUGCGACUUGGCGCCGAAGAACCGACGGCCGAUUCCGAAGACGUCGACGGACCUCGGCCCACUGAGAGUCAGUUCGGAGAUCGACUGCUCGGCAAAUAUCUCAACCCCAUCGGCCAGAAGCUUCGUUCCGCUACCAGAUAA